AUGGACUCUCAAAUUUUAAAAGAAAAGACUCUCGAUGCAGCAUUUCAAACUUUCCUUAAAAUAGUUCCUAAAACCACCACCUUCCAGGCAGCAUAUGAACUUCUUGCUUGGCUUCAAGACGACUCCCUAACAGUGCACGAGCGUACGAUUGCCAUUUACAUCUUACUAGAGAUCAGCAAGCAAUCAGAAAAUGCUUUUCUUUCUACAAUUGCAGAGCUCACUGACUUGUCUCCUUACCCUUGGGAAAAAUUACUUUUGCAGGACUGGCUUAGAUCAAGAGAAGUAGGCCGAAUGGCUCCUUCUGAUGUAGUCAAACUAACCGGCGAAGCCAAAGAGCUUGAUCAUAUAAAAAGAUCGAGAGCGGUAAGGCCUCUUGUUAAUGGAGGCAGCAAGGAUAAAUCAAAUUCUGUUCUUGGAAGAUAUGAGCCAGAAUUUCUGAGGCCAAUUCCAGAAUUUGUGGAAAUUUCGUCCAGCGAAACAAAAUGGCUGUCUCCAAUGACAGUCCCAGAAAUUCUUUGAGAUGAGCAUGAAUCUGAAAGCUCUAUAUAUGAAAAUAUCAGAGACCUCCUCAGAAUUUCGUUACAAUCCAAGCUAUCUCCAGAACAAACCAGCACAGUAAUAGCUGCAUUGGAACAAGAGCCAAAACUUGUGCUAAAAAGCGGUUUAAGCCACAAGAACUUGAGUGACUUAGUUAACAAAAACCCAGCCAUCGCUAUAGAAAUGAUAGUCAGAAUCGCAAAUUCCAGCAAAGUCCAAGACUACUUUGGAGAGCUCGUCCAAAUGCCUUUGAGCCUGAACUCUUUAGAAGUGGUUAAUAAGCUUGCAAUGAUAAUCGAGCUCCCUUUAGAAUUCCUACAUUUAUUUAUCUCAAAUUGCAUGAAUUCCUGCAAAAUGAUCAGAGACAAGUACACACAAACCAGGCUAGUCAGACUCCUUUGCGUUUUUAUAAACUCCUUACUAAAAAACAAACUUCUCGGCGCACAAGACCUGCUUGUUGAAAUUCAGCAUUUUAGUCAAGAAUUCACAUCAAUGAAAGAGGCGCAGGCUUUAUACAAGAGCUUGAGAUCAAUGAAUAAUAAUGAAUAG
Messenger RNA from Blepharisma stoltei, 1086 nucleotides. Lineage: Eukaryota; Ciliophora; Heterotrichea; Heterotrichida; Blepharismidae. The record is from the annotation of a GenBank genome assembly.